AUGGGUAUUGAUCUGUUGGAGCCUGGAUGUGCUAUUUUGAUGCACAAUAAGGUUCUUUCUGCUGUUGGAGUUCUGCAAGAUGAAGUUGAUCCCAUAGUAUCAGUGAUGAAGGUCGAAAAGGCUCUAUUGGAAUCUUAUGCAGAUAUAGGACGUUUGGAUGCUCAAAUACAGGAGAUUAAAGAGGCAGUUGAGCUCCCUUUGACUCACCCUGAACUAUAUGAGGACAUUGGUAUCAAACCUUCGAAAGGAUUCAUCUUGUAUGGAGAGCCUGGGAAAGGCAAGACCUUGCUUGCAAAGGCAGUUUCUAAUUCUACAUCAAUGACUUUCUUACGUGUUGUUGGAAGUGAAUUAAUUCAGAAGUACUUAGGAGAUGGCCCAAAAUUAGUUAGGGAACUCUUCAGAGUUGUUGAUGAUCUUUCCCCUUCAAUUGUCUUCAUUGAUGAAAUUUAUGCAGUUUGUACUAAGAGGUACAAGUUACUGAUUUUGUGA
Hibiscus syriacus is the source of this 489-nucleotide messenger RNA. RefSeq names its product 26S proteasome regulatory subunit 4 homolog B-like. The record is from RefSeq and is a predicted model, not a curated record. The transcript has 4 exons. Gene Ontology annotation, cellular component: proteasome regulatory particle, base subcomplex. The coding region runs from base 1 to 489 and encodes 162 amino acids. NCBI's taxonomy places the organism in Eukaryota, Viridiplantae, Streptophyta, Magnoliopsida, Malvales, Malvaceae. Gene Ontology annotation, molecular function: proteasome-activating activity; ATP hydrolysis activity; ATP binding. Gene Ontology annotation, biological process: proteasome-mediated ubiquitin-dependent protein catabolic process.